Molecule: messenger RNA, 2109 nt
Organism: Ahaetulla prasina
Lineage: Eukaryota; Metazoa; Chordata; Lepidosauria; Squamata; Colubridae
Gene: TFPI2
Product: tissue factor pathway inhibitor 2
Exons: 5
Coding region: 75-716 (213 amino acids)
Biological process (GO): negative regulation of peptidase activity
Cellular component (GO): extracellular region
Molecular function (GO): serine-type endopeptidase inhibitor activity
Source: RefSeq, a predicted model, not a curated record
GCGCGAGUUCUGAAGAGAACCAGCUUCGUUUGGGACUCACUCGCGGGUGUCUGGGUUGCUUUCGGCUCUGAAUCAUGGCUAGCCUUUGCGUCUUCUUGGUGUGCUCGUUGCUGCUGCUACUACUAGAGAGUUCAUGUGCCCAGGAGACCCCACUGACAGGGAGUACAGAUAUUUGUUUGCAGCCACCCCUUAAAGGACCCUGUCGGGCCAUACAUUACAGGUGGCAUUAUGACAGAUAUUCACAAACCUGCAAGCAAUUUACGUAUGGGGGCUGCAAAGGGAAUGACAACAAUUUCUUAGAUUUUACAGAGUGUUCAGAAACAUGCAAACGGAUCAAAAAAGUGCCCAAAAUAUGCAGGCUGGAAAAUGACCCAGGAAUAUGCCGAGGUUACAUUGCAAGAUAUUUCUUUAAUCUCAGAACGAUGAGAUGUGAAAAGUUUUAUUAUGGAGGAUGUUUUGGAAAUGAAAACCGAUUUGACAGCCCAGACACCUGCAUGGACUUCUGUUUGCCAAGAAGAACUGCUCCUUCAUUUUGUUACAGUCCAAUAGAAGAAGGAUCAUGUUCAGCUUCAGUCUCUCGCUUUUAUUACAAUGCUAGGACAAAAACAUGUGAGAGGUUCACCUACUCUGGCUGUGGCGGCAACAAUAACAACUUUACCACAGAAAAAUCCUGUCUCAGGAUCUGCAGGAGAAGAACCAGGAAGCAAAUUUUGUGAGACCAAAGAAAUGGAUGAAUACAAAAAAUCUCUCCAGCAAAUGAAUGCUGCACAGUUUCCUAAAUCUGAGAAUCUGAACUAUUUGAAUUUACUGGGAGCUAUAAUUUAUUACCUUAUUAUAUACAGAAAAUAUUAUGAUCAUUUCUCAAAUAUAGGAAAUUACUAUUGUGUAAUUUUAAUUCAUUAUAAUACCAUUGAAGGCAUGUUAUAUAAUUAUAGACUCUUCUUCCCUUUUUUGUAAUCGUUCCUCAGUUGAUUAACCAUCUGGGUUCUAGUAGCCUCGCAUGAUCGCUGUUCUGUUGGAGUGGGUAAAAGGGCAAAAUAAUAAUAAUUCUUCAUUUCUAGUCUUGAAAGCAGCUGUGCUAUCAUGAGGCCUGAGGAGCUAACCUAAGUGCUGAUCAGGUCUGGUGGAGUGAGUUGUCUAGACAGUAAUCCAACUGGUCCAAUCUGAUAUAAAGGUGUUGGGGACUAGAGGCCUGGGAUGACAUCCAUCAUCUCAGAUGUUUGUAGUAGUCAUGCCUAAACAUCGGACAGAAGGAGAAGGGGAGAAAGAAAAGGAAGAAAAAAUCUGUUCAUGGAGUGAAUGGAACGGCUGAAGAGAAAGUUGUAAAGAGAUAUAAUGUGCAGAAUAGUUGUUGGUUCAUAGUCGAAAAGGGAGAAGAAAAGUCCAUGGGUGGCUUCUCUGGAAAAACAGAAGUGAAGACCCAGAAGGAUAAAAGCUUCCCCAAAUGCUUAGAAGGGAAGGAGAACAUCAGUUAUUGGACCAAAGCCCUAGUUUAUCCCCCAAUGGAGAAACAUGGCUGUUCAGCUGAGCAGUUCCAGGAGAAAGUCAACCCACACUGAGUGCACUACUACAGUAAAUUCCAGUCAAUUCAUUUGUUUUACUCUUUCUCUUGUCAAUCCCAAAAAUGAGGGAAGAAGACAGAAAGAAAGGGUGAAGGAGAGUUAGGAAGGGCUUGUCUCUGGGAGGAAGAUCUAGGAGGAAACCUGCACUUGGUGAAUGCCAGUACUGUGUUAAAUUCUGCAUAAUUGAGAUUCUGAAUUAUGGGUUGUUCCAAGGUUCCUUUUCCAAAAAGCAUCUGGACUUUCUUGGUUUAUUCCUCGAAAAUGUUUCACUUCUCAUCCAAGAAGCUUCUUCAGUUCCGGCUGAAUGAUGGGGAAUGGAAGGGUUUAUAUUCUUAGCAGUCAUCUGGUUGUUAGCACUCUUGAGGGUUGGUCAUUUAGCUUUCUGAGAAUAAUCGAGGCCACUUAUCUAUAUCCUCAGAAUCAGAGUGCAAACGAGUUUGGAGCAUUUUUGGGACUGUUGUAUAUUCUAUUGUCAUAAAUACCUGCUGUGAAUAAAUUCAUUAUACGUGAUUUAAAAAGCAAAAUGCCUCCACUGUCUUAUUUCUUU